GGGGCCUCCGCUGCCGGCACAGCAGCGAGCGGCGAUGGCGGCCGCGGGCCCGGCGGGAGCUGGGGACCUGCCGCGGCUGGCGGAGGACCUGCUGGGCCAGCUGCAGGACAACUUCCAGGCGCUGGCCGAGAGGAUCGCGCUGAGGAUGGAGGAGAUGGGCGAGCGCUUGGAGGGCCUGGAGCUGCACGUGGCACAGCUGAUGGCAGAGGCUGGCAUCGACAAGCCCCAGGAGGAGCUGAGGGUAAGGACAUUCCUUCCCCUUGGGCUUGGCACCGUGGGCAGCACCUGGCAGGAGGAUGCUGCUGACACAUCCUUCGUGCCUGUGCUUGCUGGGGUGCUGAAGCACACCAAGGUGACACAGACGUGGCACUGGGACAUGUGA
Molecule: messenger RNA, 382 nt
Organism: Dryobates pubescens (Downy woodpecker)
Lineage: Eukaryota; Metazoa; Chordata; Aves; Piciformes; Picidae
Gene: HSBP1L1
Product: heat shock factor binding protein 1 like 1
Exons: 3
Coding region: 35-382 (115 amino acids)
Biological process (GO): cellular heat acclimation
Cellular component (GO): nucleus; cytosol
Molecular function (GO): transcription corepressor activity
Source: RefSeq, a predicted model, not a curated record